Molecule: messenger RNA, 435 nt
Organism: Fibroporia radiculosa
Lineage: Eukaryota; Fungi; Basidiomycota; Agaricomycetes; Polyporales; Fibroporiaceae
Exons: 2
Coding region: 1-435 (144 amino acids)
Source: RefSeq, a predicted model, not a curated record
AUGCUCAUCACACUCCUCUUCAUCACCUGGUUCCUCAUCACCCUACUCAUCCUCCUCAUCACUCUCACUGUCUUCUUCCUCAAGGAGACCUAUAUCUUCAAGAUCCACCUUGAACUGGUGAACCAAGUCACCCCCCUUGCCACUGUCACCCUCACUGUGGUCGAUGAGCAUCCCCAACUCCUGCUCCUUGCCCUACUGGGCUUCUUCCUAACCACCCUCCUCAGCAUCCUCGCCCUUGCCCUCAUUGUCUCCCUCUCCCUUCAUCUCAUCAUCAAGCACCUUGAACGGGAACACCAGUGGGCAUUCAACAUCGCUGCCACUGCACAGUGCCCCCUCCCCCAUACCACAACCACUCUCCCCAUCAUUGCUGCCAAUUGGGACAGCAACAACCCAACUCAAGUAUACUUUGAGUACAUUAGGGAGCAUCAAGAUUAG